Messenger RNA from Enhydra lutris kenyoni (northern sea otter), 4626 nucleotides. RefSeq names its product glutamate rich 3. The transcript is spliced from 14 exons. The record is from RefSeq and is a predicted model, not a curated record. NCBI's taxonomy places the organism in Eukaryota, Metazoa, Chordata, Mammalia, Carnivora, Mustelidae.
AUGGCCAAUUUCAUGCUAACAAUGGCUUGCAAAACUCCUGAAAAUCUUAACAGUUAUCUCAUUAGAGCCAAUUCAUAUGCUGAAACCAUAAUCCCCAGUGCAAUGGUAUUUGGAGCUAGGGCUUUUGGGAGAUUGCUGGCAGCAUAUAAUAGUCUUACCGAUAAACACCUGACUGGAUAUUUCAACAACACAAGGAUAAGGCAGCAUCUCUUAAGAUCAGGCCUGAUCACAAGAAGUGGAAGGAUACUUUCUGAAAAAGAAUACAAACUAAAUAUCAUGAAGAAGGAUCACCAAAAAUAUAUCCGGGAGUGCCUAGCUCAGGCUAUUUUCCAUAAAGUUCUUGAUAUGGAGCGUUAUCAUCAGCUUGAAAUAAAAAGAAAACUGGAGACCUUAGCUAGGAAGGAGCGAAUUCAGAGAUUUAAGGGAGAACCCACAAGAUGGUCUGUAGAAAACAACAUGCCAGUCCUGUCUCCCCACCCACCAGCUGGCCCGAAAACUAACCGUGGCCAUAGUGUCCUGGUUGAUGAAGGACAUUCCAGUCCAGGAACACUGACAGCCCCUCGACCAUACACUGCCCCAGGAAAUAUGCAGCCUCCAAUUCGAUUAAAGCCUCUUCCCAGUAAUCCUGUGGUGGGAACUGUUCCCAAGAUAACUUCGGGAUCCAGAUCGAAAACCUCAUUGCUGGAAAAUGAAGCUCCAUUUCCCAUUGGGGGCAAGAAGGCAGUGAUGAAGUUCAAGAACUCCAUGGACAAUUCACAGGGAGUGAAUCGCUAUCAACUUCCAAACAUUAACAAUUACAUGAUGCCUAUUCCUCCUCCACCUCCUCCCCCCAGUGGAAGAAUCACGAGGGAAAAUAGACUUGAAUCAUGGAGAAGGAGAAGAUUCCGUCCAACCACUGCUCCAAAUGGCUUAGAUCCUCUCUUUACCAGGGAUUCAAGAAAGAUUCAUAAAACACCACCACAUAGUAAUGCAGCUAUUACAAUGAUCUAUUUGGGGAAAACUGUGCACCUGUCUCAUGAUCACCCAGACUUCCGGGAUGAAAUAAAAGUUUAUCAACAGCAUUGUGGUGGGGAAAACCUUUGUGUCUACAAAGGCAAACUACUAGAAAAAGAGACCUUUCAGUUUAUUUCCAAAAGGCACCAUGGUUUCCCCUUCAGUCUCACCUUUUUCCUGAAUGGGAUGCAGGUGAACAGGUUAAGCUCCUGCUGUGAAUAUAAGCAUCGAAAAGGUUCCAGACUUGGAGGCAAACGAGGCUACUUUGGGUUUGUGUGCGUGGAGAGAUCAUCUCCUUGCUACAAGUGCAUUAUUGCAAUGGGCCUUGACAAAAAUCCAACUUCACCAAAACCUAGGAAAGAGAAGAGUAUUGAGAAAAGAGAAGAACUGAAGAAGGGUGAGGGGAAACUGAGGAAGGGUAGAGGGCACAUGAUACCAAGAAGGAGUGAGAUGGAGGGGAACAAAACCACUUCAGUCAUUUUUUCAGCUCAAGAAGAAAAAACAGGGAUUGUGGAAGUGAGGACAGCUGUGGAAGAAAUGGAACUUAAAGGAAAACUGGGACAAGAUGUUUGGGAGGAUGCCCAGGAAAAUGUAUUUAAAUAUGAAUAUGAAGAAGAUUUUGAAGUAGACGAGGAGAAACAAGAUGAGAAAGCUAAUGAAGAAGGACAGGCUGAUGACCAAAUGACUGGGAUGUCAAAGUCACCCUCAGAUGAUGAAAAAGACCAUUUAGACCCUGAAAAGGAGAGUGAAACCUCGUCGCAAAAGGCAGCAGAUGCUGACGACAAUGUAAAAGAUGAAGGUGAUGGGUGCUCUGACAGUGAGUUGGAGGAGGAUAAACAAGGUAUAAAGACUGCUUCAUCCUCCACCUCCAGAAGUCACCCAUGUUCUAGUUGCAGUGAUGAAUCUGCCCUGGGAGAUAGAGGAGCCCACACUGGAAACAGUCCGAACAGAAGGGCCAGGAGUUCAUCUUCCCAGGAGCUGAGUGAAAGUGAUGAGCCAGGAAAAUCCCAGCUUCCAAUGGAGGAUUAUUUAGAAGUUGAAAUCGAAGACCAAGAAAUCGUAACAGCGGAUGUAGAGACCAAGCCUCUGCCCAUAGAGGAACACUUGGAGAAUGUUCUUGAAGAAGAAACGGAGAAAGGAACACAAGUGAUUGCUGAGGGCUUGUCUGAGAAGUCCAGGGAACAUCUUUCCACAGAAGAAAAAGAAAAGGAUAAGAGUGAGCUUUGGGAAGGAAGCACUGCUAAGGUGGAGGACAAAAAGGCAGGUCCCCGUAGGGUGGAAAAAGAUGGUAAGUAUGGCCAUUGAGUUGACCUGCCAUUGUUCCAUGCAUGGAAGCUAUUUGCACCACACAGGAAUUUCAUGUUGGAGGAAAUGGCAACACUCAGCUCAGACACAGAAUCCAACCAAGGUGUAUCAGACGUGUAUACACUGGAGAAGAAAGAGGCAGUGAAGGAAGGUGAACUUCCCCAGCACGGGGAUGCUGACACAAUGGAAGAGAAAGGGGAGGCAGCAAUGUGGGGAAAAGCAAGGGUUGACCAGGUUCCCUUGGGGGAGGGAAAGCCAACAGCAGAGCAGCCGGCAUUAAUAGAACAAUUUACAGAGGAAAGAGAGCUCCCUCAGGGCAGAGUGAGUGGGGCUGAGGCAGAAGCUGAAGGGGAAGAGAAGUUAAGCCCCAGAGGGAUAGAAGCCACCAGAGACUCUGGAGGUGUGAAUGAAGAUGAAGCUCUUGAAGAGGCAGCCUUGUUGCCAACAGUGCUGGAGACCGAGAAGGCAGCUGCUGAGGGGGAGUGGGGCUCCCAGAAAACAGUGCUUGCAAGUGAAGCAGCUCUGGACUCAGAGUGUAUGCAGGAGGCCACAGCCCUGAGGGAGGCAGAGGAGAGAGAGGCUGAGAGAGCGGAGGCCGUGAAUGCAGCAGGGUCUGGAAAGCCUGAGGUGGUGACUAGGGAAGAGCAAGCAUCUGCAGACCUAAAGGACCUGGGAGCCGCGGGAGAUGCUGCCUCUGAGAGAGAAGGUGGUUCAGCAGAGGCAAUGCUUGGGGGAGAAGAACAGGCCGAAGAGAGGAAGGCAGCCAUGGGACCAGGGACACCCUUGAGCUCCUCAGCUUCGGAGAAGGCUGAGGCAGCCUGGAUGGGGCUUUCGGAGAACAGCCUGGAUGAUGUGGAAAGGGAGGAGGUUGGGAUGGAGGCAGAAUCUAAUAAAGAAGAUGACAGGAAAGAAAUGCUACCCAGGGAAUUAGGUGUAGCAGAAGAAAGGAAGAAAGCUGAGAGGCCAGAAUCCCCUCUGGAGGAAACUGAAUCUGAGAGGGAAGAGGUGACAGGGGCAAAUGCAGGGCAGGGUGAGCAAAAGUUUAAAGGGGAACGGCAGGAAACCUCGAAGGAAGUGAGACCCGAGGAAGAGCCACAAGUCUCCCAGAAUGAAAUGGAGUGUGAUGCAGAGGGUGAAGCCCCCAUCACGGGGUUGGAGUUGACUGAAGACGUAGGGCUGCAAGGAGGAGAUUCACUAAGAGAGAUGGGGGGGACCAUGUUUGAGGGGGCACCUGGAUAUGAGGGGUCACUGGAAAACACAAGUGCUCUGAGCAAAGAGGAAGGAGAGGAAAGACUGAGAGAACCCCAGGACCCAGAGCACAAAGGCAGAGCAGAGCUGCUCCCCAGGGAGAACGGGGCUCCCUCGGGGCAGGACCAAGGGCCGGGCCCUGAGGGGAAGGGUGUGUUAGAAGCUCCUGAAACUGAACAAGCAGGAAAGGGGCAAGUGCCAGAGGCAGAGAUCACAGCCACGGGUGAGGCUCAGGAGCACGCAGCCGAAGAUCAAGAUAGCAUCUUGCGACUGGAAGCGGGGGAUGAAGAAGGGUCUUUGCGAAGGCAGCAAGGAGCAGGGGUCACAGCGAUGACCCAAGAAGAUGUUUCUGAGGAAGAUUCCAUGAUGGCACAAAAGCUGAGUGAAGAAGCUAUGGAUGAGGAGGCAGAUAAAGAGUGCAUUCCGAUGACAGGAGUGAGGAGGCACGGAGACACAGAGGGGGAUGGGAGCUGGCAAGUGGGAGCUGUGGUGGCUGAGGAAGUUCUCCACCAAGAAGACGACGGGGCAGGAACGGCUGCAGAGCAGAGGGAGGUGUUGGCAGAUUUGAAGACAGCUGAGGGGAAAACAGAGGCAAAUAAAGCCUCCUCCCUGUCAGAUGUUGCUGGCAAGGAAACUUGGCACGAAGUGGAGGGGUUACUAGGGAAACCGACAGCUGCUGAGAAGGUGGUGGCAGAGGAAAGAGCUCCGAGCAGGGAGGAGGUGCCGGGGACUUGGGUACCAGAGGCUGAGGUGGGGGCUCCACAAGAACCUUCACACCGGGGAGGGAUGACCCCACAGCUAGGGCAGGAUCCAGAGGGCCGGGGAGUCGAAACCAUGCAGCGGGCAGAGUCUGUGGGAGAGGAGGCUGGCCAGGGGAGCUGUGAAGACGGGCAAGAGUUGGGUGCAGCUCAAGAAUUCAGCCCAGGAGUGUCCCGAGGGAGAGAGUCAGAGCCUAGGAGAGAGAGUCUACAGGGCCCGCAAACGCUCCCUGUAAAACCUGAUUACACGGAAAGCCAAGAGAGCCAAGAGCUUACAGUGCAGAGAGAAAAGGAGAACGUGCAAAUGCAGAUGCCUCCUUGA